AUACAAGUUGGGUUGAAAGAAAGAAGUAUUGUGUACAUGUGUCGUUUAGCCAUUUUACCGUCCAGUUUGACAGAAACAACAGCCGGCACAACUUUGACAACAAUGUCAGCACCGUAUGGAUCGGGUGCUAUGCGUACUCUACGCCGGAACGAAAGAAGAAAAAAGGCUAACCUGCUGGCAUUUAUAAGUAUAUACUGUACGUGCCUGGAUUCAAAUUGUGCAUUAUCACCAAUUUCGUGCUUUAGGUUUAUUUACUGA
Zychaea mexicana is the source of this 258-nucleotide messenger RNA. RefSeq lists its product as uncharacterized. NCBI's taxonomy places the organism in Eukaryota, Fungi, Mucoromycota, Mucoromycetes, Mucorales, Lichtheimiaceae. The transcript is spliced from 3 exons. The coding region runs from base 37 to 258 and encodes 73 amino acids. The record is from RefSeq and is a predicted model, not a curated record.